AAAAAUGCUGAUGUUACAUUUCUACCUUUAAUUAAAGAAGAGAUCACUUUUAAGCUACAAAACAUCAAGAGCAUAACUCCACACUUCCAGAGAGCUUUGAUAUUUUGCAAGUUUACAAGAAAAAUAAAUUAUUAAUUUAUGCUUGCUGCAUUAUUACAUCAAUGAUGAUGUCAUAAGGUCAGAUAGAAAUAUUUCAAGGACAAAAAAAGAUUUUUAAAAAAUUCCAAAAGACUUGGUAAACAACUUUUUAUCCUCGUUAACAUACAUAAAUAUCAUUUUCAAUGCAGGAAUCCCUGUAAAGGUAAAAAACAGGACCAUUUUAUUUUAUCCAAUAAGGCAAUGUUUAAGCUUUCAUUCUCUUUCUAAUAAACACAAUGUAAGCUUACUCUAAGCCUGAUUGUGUUAUUAGCAUAAGCAUAUUCCAGCCUGAUUUGGAAUUUUCACUUGCUUAUAAAAGAAAUGUAUAUUCUGUGAUAUUAUGCUGAAAUGAAUAGUUAAUAACUGAUGUCUUUCACACAAUGAUUUUUCCAUGCAAUUUUGUUAUUAUUGUCUUUGUUACAUGUUCAUGUUUAAGCCAUUUACCACUAUUGUGAUGCCACAACAACUUCUUGAAGAUCCCUGUUCUCUUGCAACUGUUAGUUAUUUCAAAGCCCUACAUCUGGAUUGGGAUGUUAAUGUUGAUUUUCAAGCCCAGACAUUAACAUGUAUCGCAAAUCAAAAGUUUGAAUGUAUUUGUUAUGGUGCAGACAAAUUUAUUUUGGAUUCACGAGAUCUGAUAGUGGAAUCAGUAAAAGUUGAUGGAGAAGAAGUCCUUUGUAAAGUUUUAUCAAAAGUUACUCCAUUUGGCCAACCUGUAGAGAUACAAUUAAAUGAUGAACAGCGAAAAAAAGGCAGUAUUUUUACAGUGGCAUUGAAGUAUAGUACUUCACCAAAAGCAACUGCUAUUCAGUGGCUUAAACCACAGCAAACAUUGGGAAAGAAGUUACCAUAUUUAUUUACUCAAUGCCAGGCUAUACAUGCAAGAAGUUUAUUACCAUGCCAAGACUCACCAUCGCAAAAACUAACAUAUAAUGCAAGAAUUACUGUUCCAGAAGAAAUGGUGGCGUUAAUGAGUGCAGUAAAAGGGGAAGAGAUCAUUACUAGCAAUGGCAAAAAAACUUGCCAUUUUGAACAGAAGAUUCCAAUUCCUUCAUAUUUAUUAGCUAUGGCAGUGGGAGCGCUUGAGUUUCGGACUGUUGGUCCACGUUCCAAAGUUUGGUGUGAGGCUGAAAUGAUUGACGCUUGUGAAUAUGAAUUUGCAAAGGUUGAAGAAAUGCUUAAGGCUGGUGAAUCGCUGAUGGGACCAUAUGUUUGGGGCCAAUAUGAUUUGCUCAUACUUCCACCAUCUUUUCCUUAUGGUGGAAUGGAGAACCCAUGCUUGACAUUUGCGACUCCAACAGUUAUUGCAGGCGACAGAUCUUUAACAGGAUUGGUAGCACAUGAGAUUACGCACAGUUGGACUGGCAAUUUAGUAACUAACAGAACGUGGGAACACUUUUGGUUGAACGAAGGAUUCACAAGAUUCUUAGAGGGAAAAAUUAUCGGUCUACUUGAUGGAGAACCUCUGAGACAGUUUAUGGCUAUCAGUGGCUGGAAUGAUCUCGUGGGAGAGAUUGAACUAUUUGGUGCGACUAAUCCUCUUACGGCGUUAACACCUACUCUAAAAGGGAUAGAUCCAGAUGAUUCUUUCUCAAGUGUACCUUAUGAGAAAGGAUAUGCGUUUUUGUAUUACAUUGAAUCCUUAGUAGGCGGACCGUCCAUUUUUAAUCCAUUCUUGAAGAGCUACAUCAAGCACUACGAAUACAAAACAGUGCUAACGGAUGAUUUUAAAUCUUAUUUGCACGAAUACUUCAAGGAUAAGGCAGAUAAAUUAAAGAAAAUUGACUGGAAUGCGUGGUUGCACUCACCAGGAAUGCCUCCUGUACAUGUAGUAGACAUGUAUGAUACCACACUAUCAUCUGCUUGUCAGAAUCUGUGCGACGAAUGGAACAACGCGGAUCCCGAACAUUUAGAAGUUUUCAAAGAAGAGAAUUACGCAUCCUUUACAACGUUACAAAAAAUCGACUUUUUGACGAAACUGUAUCAAGAGGACUCGAUUAGUGUGGCGAAAUUGGAAAAGAUGAUCGAGGUUUACAAGUUGUUCACAUACAAUGUGUCCGAAAUCCAGUUCAGCUUGCUUCGCAUGUGUGUUCGUGCUAAAUUGAAAGAAGCAUAUCCGAAAACCAUUGAGUUUGUGUUAUCCCAAGGAAGAAUGAAAUUCGUGCGUCCGUUAUACAGGGAGAUGUAUAAAAACGAAGAAACGCGAGAUAUGGCGAUCGCAACGUUUAAAGAAAACCGAAAUAUUUAUCAUAGUAUUACAGCCAACAUGGUUGCGAAGGACUUACACCUAAAUGAGUAAAAACAUCGACCAUCUUUUUGACCAGAUUCAUGUAGUAUAAACAUAAAACAUUAUUUCAGUUGUUUUGUUUUUAUUUUGCGUUACAACAUUGUAUUCACAA
Hydractinia symbiolongicarpus is the source of this 2537-nucleotide messenger RNA. RefSeq names its product leukotriene A-4 hydrolase-like. Lineage: Eukaryota; Metazoa; Cnidaria; Hydrozoa; Anthoathecata; Hydractiniidae. The record is from RefSeq and is a predicted model, not a curated record. Gene Ontology annotation, cellular component: cytosol. Gene Ontology annotation, biological process: peptide catabolic process; proteolysis. Gene Ontology annotation, molecular function: aminopeptidase activity; metallopeptidase activity; zinc ion binding. The coding region runs from base 530 to 2437 and encodes 635 amino acids. The transcript is spliced from 20 exons.